GAGCUCCGUGUUAUCUCGGGGUUUUGAUCAACACACUCGUGGCCGGUACGCUACACACGCGGGAAACCUAUAGAGAAACUUCGAAAGGGAAGAAGAGAAAGAGAGGGAAAGAGGAAGUCGACGACUCGAUAUCAAACAGACAGCAAACGACAACGAGAAGAAGACAAAGAAUAAAAAGCGGAAGAGAAGAAAGAGAAAGAGAAGGAGGAAGAGGAGGAGGAGGAGGAGGAGGAGGAAUCGAAAGAGAGGACGCCGAUUUGGAAACAGGUGUGAGUCAGUUGAAGUCCAGGGCAAAAGUGGCGGAAAUUUGUGGAGUAAUUGUACGUGAUAAAGGAGGAGAGGAAGAGCAUCCUCGUAAAACACAACUUAUCUUUCGACGUAUCCCGUACGCGAUCCCGAAUGGGUUCCCAACCGAGUGAGCAUCAACUCUAAUUCAGUUCAUUUACACGGACGACUUGGCUGGUGUUCGAGCCAAUUCAUCCGGAGUGCUACACGCUUUCAUCCCAUAUUCGAUGCGAAGCAAAUCAAUUAAAGAUAAUUCCAAUGCGACGAGCGUCAAGAGGAAGGUGACGAGGUUGGGUCACAUACGAGAGUCGAAUAAGAUCAAGCAGAGAUACUUGAGCCUGGUGGGACAUCGGAGGACGAUGAUGAUGUUACGAUCGUUUUUAUUUAUUCUCUUCCUCGUUGUAAGGCAUUGCGAAUUGGCACCGAUGAGAGCCAAGGAUUUGGCUCUAGACGAUGAUAUACCAUCAUCGUCAUCGUCAUCGUCGUCGUCGUCAUCGUCGUCAUCGUCAUCGUCAUCGUCAUCAUCAUCAUCAUUGUUGUCCUCCUCAAUGCCAAUGUCAAGAAAAGGAUCUCGAAGCUCAUCUUCACCAAGCGAAUUAACCUGGGAAGCUUGGUUAUUGGUUGAUGCACAAGCCGGUGAUCACACAGGUUUAGACUCGGCCAACAUUUUACGAAAGAUCACACCGAAGAGUAUUUUCUUCGCUCCGACUCGCAUCGAAUGCGCCGAAGGCUAUCGCGCUGAUACCAUGGACAGAUGCGUAAAAGAUGUUAAAAUUGAUCACGAAGCGCAAUUCGAUUUCCUCUUGAAACGAGUCAGUGCUAUGUACUUGCAACGAUUUGGUGCUAAUACUCAGGAUCAAAAGCCGAAAGAUCAGAAACACUCUUCUGGUCCACUUCAAUUAAGCAUUCCCUUGCUCGGUGCACCGAUAGCUGCCUCUCCUGUUGAGACUCAACAGAUAACGAAGAACGAGGAUGAAGGGACGAAUGAACCCCCGAAGGAGACGGUUACCGUUUACGAAGCUAAGAACGAGACGACAACGAAAGAAGAAGAGGAAGAAGGAGAGGAAGAAGUAAAAGUAGAACAAGAUGAAGAAUCGAAAGAGGAAGAUAAGAAAAUAAUAUAUCUUGGAAAUACCAAUAGCAAUACCUUUGUCGAUAAGAACGAUGCUCUUAACGAGUCUUUCAAAUCCGAAGGUAUUGUUCCCGUUGCUGAAUUCGUGGACGAGACAAAUGGUAGUAGCUUUUCGGAAAUAGUAGAUUACAAAAUACCGAUCGAUCUAAAAGCCAUUUUAAAUGUCACGAACGCGAAGAAAAAUAGCAAUGGGAGUGAAAUGGUUGAGGAUACAAGAAUGAAAGAAAUAUUUUCAAUGAAUGUUACGAGUAUGUCGCCAACAUUGGUUUUCGUCUUGACACCGACGAAACAACCUCAAGCCGAAUCCUCAACCUCUUCGGAGAAUCCACCGGAUGAUUCUCCUGAGGAAUUCUCAAAUGUUACAACCGAUCAAGUGAUCGUUCGAAUGAACGAAUCAAUGAAAAAUUCAAGCAAUCAGGAAAUCGACGUAAUCAGCGAAUCGAGCUCGAUGAUACCACCCCUGAGACAAUUCCCCGAGAUGCCAUUAAUCAUUGAAGAUAAGAUCGAGAAUAAUGGUAAUAGUUCGGAGGCUUCUGGUAUGGAAAUAAACGGUGGUGAAGAACCAGAAACGAUAUAUGAGGAUGAACAAGUUGAGGAAGACGUCGAUGAGGAUGAUGAUGAGUACGUUGACAAUACCGAUACACCGGAGGAAGAAUUCACCGAAUUCGAAGGUGAGAUUUUGAAACAUGGCGAAGCUGGGAUCACUAUACCUGUAAAGAACUUGGAUAGAUUACAUAUGGAGGAAGAACAUCGAGAGAGAAAUGAGGAAUCGAUUGUUAAAAAAAAAAACGAGAAUGAUAUGUUUGACAAAUCCCAAGAUGAAAUUUCUAUUCGUUUCAAUCAUACUAUCUUCAAUAUGGAUGAAUCUGAUAGCAACAUAUCCAGUGAGGCAACUAUCAAGGACGAUGUCAUAAUAGAAACAACGUUGCUGAAUGUUGACCCUAUGAAACUUUCGAACGAUAGUAAAUCUCCUUUUAAAAAUGAUAGCUCGGAAAACGAUGAGGAUGAACGUUUUAAUAAACAUUUUGAGUCAGAAAGAACACAAGAUACAAGAUCAAAAAUAAUAUUCCCAAAGGGAAAAGUUCGUACGACGACAUCAACGGAUACGGAAGAAAAUGGUAAAUUGGAGGAUCAGGUAAGUAGGACAAAGUCCAAUGAUAAAGAAAAGAAUCCAAUGGAUUUGAGGAAUAUCGAGCUCGUUGCCGAACCUUCAUCCUCGGAGUCUCUUCUUUACGAUCCUCUUUCUGGCGAUCGUUAUACGGCAGAAUCGAUAGUCGAAUUAGAGGAUUCAAAAACUACUACUACUACUACUACUACUACUACUACUACUAACAGCCCUAACACACGAAAUCUUUUGGAUCUCGAAGGUUCAUCGAGUUACGUAAGAUCAGCACAAAGUUACGUUAAAUUUCCUUCGGACGAGAUCAACAGUAUACAUAAUCAGGAUUACAAGGAACGAGGCCAACAUCUUUACGACGAAGGACUCUAUUCUAGUACAAGCACGAAAAGUACCGUGCCGGUUCAUCAGAAAUCAUCUUACUCUAGAACCCCAACAGGAUGGAGAAUAGAUCGUCAACAACAGCCAGAUCAUGAAAGAAAUCGUUCAGUCGUCGUUCAAAGACAAAAACCAAGGCCACCAAUGUAUUUGUCUCGAACGAAGGCACCUCUGACGAGGAUCUCUCCUAGUUUAUAUUCCAUCAGUCAACCUCCUCGUAGUGCUACGAUCAUGGAUAGAGGUUAUAGAAACGCUUAUGUUCAAGUAUCACCCUUUCAUAGGGUUGGAUACUAAAAUCCAUAUAAAAGGUUGAUUCGCCUGAUUAAGCGAGGAAGGUGAUAUUAAUGAUCUUCGCGUGGGGGGCUAUCAAUGACGUCGCUCUCCACUGAAAAUGAUUCCCUGGGAAACAAGCCGAGUCGACUCGAACGAUGGGUCGACUUUGAUAAAUGUCAAUGGAUCCUCUUGGAACUGUGCCAAAUAAAAUGAAGGUUCAAAAGGGUGUUAAACUAUCGCUCGCUAAAAAUGUGUGAUAAGCGAUCAAGAACACUUGCGAUUUGGCAUAAUUACAUUAAUUUUUAUGUCCGAAUCGAAGAAUCUCUAAAGAUUGGAACGUUUUUGCGGGAUGGAGGGAGAAGAAAAAAAAAAAAGAAAAGGAAAAACUCGAACUCUUGGAAAGGGA
Vespa velutina is the source of this 3591-nucleotide messenger RNA. Its product is annotated as eisosome protein SEG2-like. The transcript is spliced from 5 exons. The record is from RefSeq and is a predicted model, not a curated record. Bases 513 to 3206 code for a protein of 897 amino acids. NCBI's taxonomy places the organism in Eukaryota, Metazoa, Arthropoda, Insecta, Hymenoptera, Vespidae.